Messenger RNA from Paraphaeosphaeria sporulosa, 2148 nucleotides. RefSeq lists its product as uncharacterized. The transcript has 2 exons. The record is from RefSeq and is a predicted model, not a curated record. Bases 1 to 2148 code for a protein of 715 amino acids. NCBI's taxonomy places the organism in Eukaryota, Fungi, Ascomycota, Dothideomycetes, Pleosporales, Didymosphaeriaceae.
AUGUCUUCGCGAUUCGGCCUCAAGACACCCAAGAUGUUCAUACGGACGCGCUACGAGAAGCUGCCCGGCGGUGACUCGCAGAGCGCCUCGCCGCUCUUCAGGUCCGGCACCUGGUCCAAGGGCUACCGCAGUCCCAUGUGGGCGAACCGCCUGCAGCGCCCGCGCAUGUCCUUUGCGCGCAUCAUCAUGCUCCUUGUCGUGUCCAUUUUGAUCGUCUCCAUGACGGUCACAGGUAUCGUGAAGCAGGUCCGCUUGAAGCACCACCACAAGGGCGACGACCGAAAACUGUACCAUUGGGAGCACUACCCGAGGUUACGCGGUCUUUUCAACGGCGUGCGCACUCUUGUUCCCCAUAGCGACUACGUGUCGGAGCAAAACUUCGUCAAGUACUCGCAGAGCGCCAACCCUGAGGACAACAUCAAGCAGAGGUGGCCCGUGAUGGACAAGGAGCACAAGGAGCCCCCAAUGGAUCCCAUUCGCUUCAGCCCUUACCCCAAGUUCGAUUCUAAGGACUAUCUCAAGACCCACGAGGAGGUACACACCUGCUACCUUGAUGAGGACGAGAAGGUUGAGCUACCUGACAUAUACGCCUAUCCCGGCAUCCCGCAAAAUCAAACCAACCCCUCUUUCGGCUCAUAUGAAGAGCUCGGUCUGAAUGACAAGGUCUGCUUUGAUCGUUUCGGUCGAUUCGGUCCCUACGGCUACUCUUAUCCCCGCGAGCAGGGUGGCUUUGGUCUUGCUGACAAGUCGGAGAAGAACGGUGCGGACAAAAUCUGGAGCACCGAGCCAAAGAUCGACUACACAAAGGUCAGCUGGGGCAAGGCGCAGAAGCGCUGCUACGAAAAGAAUAAGGCUCGCUUCCUCAAGAACGUCACGCAAAGCGACAGCGAAGAGAACCAUGUUCAGAAGAAGAAGGUUCCCCGUCAUGCAUACAUUCUUCGCACGUGGACUGGGUACAAGUACAGUGAGCAGCAGAUUCUCACCAUCCGCGCCAUGAUCAACGAACUUUCCUUGAAGUCUGGCGGCGAGUACGACGUCCACUUCUUGCUCCACGUCAAGGAUGAUAGCAUACCCAUCUGGUCGUCCGAUGAGUUCUACGAGAAGACCAUCCGCGACAAUCUUCCCGAAGAAUUCUGGGGCAUGGCUACGCUGUGGUCUGAGCAACAGAUGCGCCUCUACUACCCUGAGCCGUUCCCCAACAACGUCUACAACCACGCCAAGGCCCCUGUGCACUCGGUUUACCGCAGUGCUCACUUCCCUCUGCAAUGGUUUUCCCAGGUUCACCCCGAGUACGAUUUUUACUGGAACUGGGAAAUGGACCUCCGGUUGACUGGCCACUACUGGGAGUUCAACACCAAGAUUGGCGACUGGGCGCGCAGGCAGCCUCGCAAGGGCAUGUGGGAGCGUGCGUCCCGUUACUACAUUCCCGAGCUCCACGGAUCCUGGAAAAACUUCACCGACAUGGUGGAGGAAGAGAUGUACAACAGCGACGAGAAGCCGGUGUGGGGACCACCUAAGUUUGAGAACACCGGUAUGCUCGAGAGCCCACCAGAGACUGAGCCUCCGCGAACUUACUUGGCCGACAAUUAUCAGUGGGGUAUUGGCGAAGAUGCCGAUCUGAUCACCUUCAACCCAAUCUUCGAUCCAGCCAAGACCAACUGGGUGUUCCGCGACGAUGUUUCUGGCUACGACCUUGAACUUCCGGAGCCACCUCGACGAUGCGCUAUCAUCACCGUUUCCAGAUUAUCCAAGCGCUUGCUCGAUCUCAUGCACCGCGAGACAUACCUCAUGAGGCACCACAUGUUCCCAGAAAUGUGGCCUCCUACGGUCGCUUUCCACCAUGGUCUCAAGGCAGUGUACGCUCCACACGCUGUCUACUUCGACCACAACUGGCCUCUCGAGUCGCUCGAUGGAACGUACAACCAUCCGCCAAAGCCUACUGACAGCGUGUUUGGAUGGGGAGAGCACAACCAGCUUGGCAACAGCUUCUACUACAACGCCGGUUUUUCAUCAGAACUCUGGAGACGGUGGUUGGGAGGCCGCGAGUACGACCAGGGAGGACCAAUCGAGGAAGAAAACGGUACCGGCCGGCUGUGCCUCCGCCCGACACUGUUUCAUCCCGUCAAACACGAGAACCUUAACAUAUGA